AUGUCCGAAGAAGACGCAGAAACGUCUGGGCUCAACGGCAAUGCUGAUGAACAAAAUGUGAAAAAAGAGGGGAAAGGUCCUGAAGAAGAAUUAGAUGAAUCUCAGGUUGAAAGCAACACCACUGAACACCCGCCUUCAGAUGUACAAGAUAGCGAUGCUGGAGUAAAGACUGAAACUGGCGAGCUGGUGGGGGAAACGGUGCACAAGUCAACUUUUUUGACAUCAGGUGAGGAGGACACAGUAGAGGCGACAGCUCAAGCAGACCUUCCCGAGGACAGCAAGCAAGAUGGAGCAUCACCAAAGAAAACAACCUUUUCUAAUGAAGUUGGGAACUCAACAGCCACUGUGAAGAUCAUGCUGAUGCCGGAGGGACACAUGAUGACGAUGGCCUUUGCAAUUGGGCUGACCGUCAAGGAGUUGAAGUAUCACUUCGCAAAUGAGCUGAAAGUGCCAUCAGAAGUCAUACAGAUUUCUCAGAGUGGCAGGAUGGUAGAGGACCAUAGGACCCUGAUAGAGCUGGGAGUGCAGCCUCAUGGCACCAUCCAGUUGGAGAUGACCUCGUCUGACCCUGAAAACCACCCCAUCCGUCCUGUCAAGCCCCAGCAGGACUACAACAUGCCUGACGUAAUCACUGUCCGUGUCCAGACAGAGACAGAGACAUUCCAGGAUGUGGUGGUGGAGAUUGAGAGGGCCACCCAUAGGAAGGCUUUCCUGGGAGGCUACAGACACAAGGCCACAGAGACCGAGUACCACCAUGCAGCUGUACAGACCAUAGCUAAGAGGAAACCCAUUAGGGGGGUGGGGACCUUCAGCCGCGAUACACAGACAGUGACGGUGAAGAGCCAGUCCCAGCAGUGCACCAACAGCACAUCCACCCAGAUGACCAAGAUCGGCUGCUACGUGUCCAACAUGGAGGACAAGCUCAUCUCCCCUGGCUCCUACAUCACCGCCGCCCAGUACCAUGGCAAGAGACUGAGAGCUGUGAUCACUCUGCAGAUGUACACGCGGCGCUGGCAGGCCAAGCGGAUGACGGACCAGCUGAGGCAGGACAGGGAGCUGCGUCUGACCUGGAUGGAGAGAGAGGGGACGAGGAAGAGGGAGGAGAAAGAAGAGCAGAUCAAGGCUGAGUACCACAGGAGGAUGAACCCCCAGUGCAGGGACGACUUCGCCCUGCUCUACAGUGCCCUGGAGAAGUGGAGGAGAGAGGAGGUAGAGCACAUCGAUGCUACUCUGGAUGGUGCUGAGAGGAAGGCUGCUCUGUGUGCGCUACUGGAGCAGGAGAGCCAGCUCAUUGCCUCCAUCGGACGCCAUCGCAUCGCCGCCGGAGAGAGGAAUUACGACAAGGCCGUGCAGGCCUUCCUUGAGAAGUGUGCUGCCCCUAAGAGGUGGCGUGCAUUCGAUGGGAAGAUGACCCAGGUGGACACCCAGUACACCAUCAGAGCCAAAGAGCUGAAAGACCUGUACUCCAGCAUCAACCUGCACUACUUCAACCAGGAGGAGAGGCUUGACGUGCUGCUCACACUCAAACACACCGUCAAGGAGCACGACUGCAAGCUGACCCAGAACAUUGUGGAGUUGAUUGACAGGGAGGCGGACCUCCUGAUGAGGGGGGUAAAGGAGACCAAUCUGGAGGGGCUGAGGAAGAGAAUCUCCACCCUCUUCCUCCAGUACAUCAAAAACCCCACCUUUAACCCUGAGGUGGCCAAACUGCUCAAGGUCCCCCAAGACCCAGCCCAGUUGAGGAAGAACAUCUACUUCUGCCGUGGCUGCAGCCGCUACCUGCUGUCCACUGACUUUGCACUUACGGCCAAUGCUCGCCUGGUAGGCAAGUGUCGUAGCUGUUCGGAGCUGGACAACGAGGCUCGCCGCCGCGAGGACUUCUCCCACUACAAGACCAUCCUCAGGAGGCUCCGCAAGACUGAGGCCCAGAGGAACAAAGAGGCCAAGAUUACCUACCUGCUGCAGGAGCAGGACCUGCGGUACCUGGUAGAUGUAGUGUGGGGGGCCCAGUCGGCCCUCAGUGCGUGGAGCGACAUGCAUGACCUGGUAAUGGUGAGGUGGGAUUGCCAGUGGGAGUGGAGUCCCUGGAACUGCAUCCUGCUCACCAAGGGAGAAGCUGCUACUCACAUCAAAAUGGAGAACAUUGAGAAGGCCUAUGGAGUGGUGUUCAUUCGGAAUGUCAAACACAAACACACAGUGGCAAAGAAAUACUUCUCCAAGAUCCCCGUCAUGGCCAAAUACCUCCAGGAAGUGGACUUGCAAUCAGCCGCCCACGGCAGCCUGUUAGUCGCCAAGCCCAUCAACACGGUGACAGCCAGGAUCCUGACUACCACCCCACAAGCCGCUGGUGGCAAGGCCACGCAGUGA
Molecule: messenger RNA, 2367 nt
Organism: Salvelinus namaycush (lake trout)
Lineage: Eukaryota; Metazoa; Chordata; Actinopteri; Salmoniformes; Salmonidae
Gene: iqub
Product: IQ motif and ubiquitin domain containing
Exons: 12
Coding region: 1-2367 (788 amino acids)
Biological process (GO): cilium assembly
Cellular component (GO): motile cilium; acrosomal vesicle
Molecular function (GO): protein binding
Source: RefSeq, a predicted model, not a curated record